Molecule: messenger RNA, 902 nt
Organism: Plectropomus leopardus (leopard coralgrouper)
Lineage: Eukaryota; Metazoa; Chordata; Actinopteri; Perciformes; Serranidae
Source: RefSeq, a predicted model, not a curated record
GAGCUGCGUCCCUGAUCUGUGCUGAGACUCUGCGGCAAGAAAACUUUGGCGGCAGAAUCAUCAUGAUCACCAGAGACGACCUUUUACCUUACGACAAAACACGACUCAGCAAGGUAAUGAAUGUGGAGAGCGACAGUAUUCUGCUGAGGAGGAUGGAGUUUUUUCAUCAGCAUGACAUCGAGGUGUGGCUCAGGAAGGAGGCGGUGUCAGUGGACACAGACAAGAAGACAGUCACAUUUGAUGAUGGUUCAGUCCAAAGCUAUGACCAGCUCCUUAUCUCAACAGGCUGCAGAGCAAAGGGUCUGGAUGUGCCCGGCAUGAAGUUGGACAACGUCAGGAUGUUGGAGACACCAGAGGACGCCCGACAAAUCCACACAGCCUGUCUGGGCUGCAAUGUUGUCCUUGUGGGAACCUCUUUUGUUGGUAUGGAAGUUGCAUCUUAUUUGAUAGACAAAGCCUCCAGUAUCACAGUGAUCGGCAGCAGUGAGCUGCCAUACCAAAACACACUGGGCAAAGAAAUUGGCAAAGUUACCAUGACGAUGCUGUCAGAGAAAAACGUGAGAUUCUACAUGAAUGACAAUGUGACGGAGGUCAGAGGUGUGGACGGCAAGGUGAAGGAGGUUGUGCUUAAAAGUGGAAAAGUUAUCCCAGCGGAUGUUUUGAUUGUUGGUAUUGGCAUCAAACCAAACUCAGAGUUUCUGCGGGGCAGCAAAAUACAGAUGGACUCUAAAAACUUUGUAACCGUUGACAAGUACAUGCGCACCAAUGUCCCCAGUGUGUUCUGUGGGGGCGACCUGGCCACCUUCCCCCUGGCGAUGGCCAGAAACCAGCUGGUCAACAUCGGACACUGGCAGAUGGCACAAGCACAUGGGAGGAUAGCAGCUCUGAACAUGCUGGAUAAA